Anguilla rostrata (American eel) is the source of this 1362-nucleotide messenger RNA. It is a transcript of the gene fez1, whose product is annotated as fasciculation and elongation protein zeta 1 (zygin I). Lineage: Eukaryota; Metazoa; Chordata; Actinopteri; Anguilliformes; Anguillidae. Gene Ontology annotation, cellular component: axon; cytoplasm. The transcript has 9 exons. The coding region runs from base 1 to 1173 and encodes 390 amino acids. The record is from RefSeq and is a predicted model, not a curated record.
AUGGAGGCCCCACUGGUGUGCCUGGACGAGGAGUUUGAUGACCUGCGGCCCUGCAGGGCGGAAGAACAGGAGCAGGAGCCACUGCGUCCCUACGGCACCGUCCCGCUCACCCGGGAGGACUUCUCCGAGCUGGAGAACUUCUCAGAGAUGAUCAGCUUCAAGUCCAUGGAGGACCUGGUCAACGAGUUCGAUGAGAAGCUCGACGUGUGUUUCCACAACUAUGACACCAAGACAGAGGGGCUGGCGCCAGUGCGCAACCAGUCCCACACGGAGGAGGAUGAGGAACGGCUGCAGGACGAAGAUGUGUGGGAUGCUCUGACCGAUAACUACCUGCCCUCCUCUGGAUCCAGCUGGGACAGUCCAAACUCAGAGGUGCUGAACGGAAAUUUGUCCGAUCAGGAGAUCCACGAAAAGGAAGAGGAGGAAAUGAACGAGAGGAACGAGAACGCAAACUGCCUGAACGAGGAGCCGCUCGUAACGGCUGAUCAGGUGAUUGAGGAGAUUGUGGAGAUGAUGGAGAAUUCUCCAGACCCGGGGGAGACGGAGGAGGAAGAAGAAGAGGUGGACAGCGGGCACUCCUCACCCCAGUCCAACCCUUCCCUGCUGGAGGAGAUCCGCGCCCUAUCCCAGGCUUCAAACAACAACUGCUCCUACGAAGGCCUGAGCCUGAUGCCCAGCUCGGCGCUGGCGGAGCUGCUGUGCCGGGUGGAGGCUGCUAUCCGCCAGCACUCAGAGGAGCUGGUGACACAGCUGGCCCGGCGCGAUGAGCUGGAGUUCGAGAAGGAGGUGAAGAACACCUUCAUCACAGCGCUGAUGGAGGUGCAGAACAGGCAGAAGGAGCAGAGGGAGCUCAGCAAACGCCGCCGCCGGGACAAGGGCCUGAGCCUGCAGGGGCCCGUUCGCCCUGAGAAGCCCGGCACCAUGCCUCUGAAGCGCUUCAGUAUGGAGGGUCUUUCCAACAUUCUGCAGACAGGGAUCAGACAGACGUUUGGUAACUCAGGGACAGACAAACAGUAUCUGAACACAGUGAUUCCAUUUGAAAAGAAAGGAACCCCUCCCACUGUGGAGGACCUUCAGAUGCUGACAAAAAUUCUUUAUGCAAUGAAAGAAAACAGUGAGAAGGUGCCAACAUUGCUAACUGACUACAUUUUGAAAGUGCUCUGUCCUACCUAAGCGUGUGUGAAGGGGCUACUGAGUGAGUUUGAGGUGAGGGGCGUGGCGAUUCCAGGCGGCUCAGAGUGCCUCCCCUCCACCCCGAGUCAAAGCUGCAUGAGUUCCUAUCCAUUGCUGAUGAUGGACCAUUACAUCUAUCCAUUGUACCUGACCCAUUCAGACCCCCAAUAAAUGUCUGCCUUUGCUGAA